AUGCGCUGCUGGGACGUGCGAGGCUUGUCACUAGCCUCGCGAGUGCUCCAGGCCAAUCAGCGCUGUCCCCCCUCUGAUUGGCUGGCGGACGCGGAGACAACGAAAGGCGCACACACGCGCUGGAUGUCAGCACCUCGAAGGCGGACACUGACAACAACUUGCCUGGAGAGCGCGCUCGCGACGACUGCCUACAAAGCCCUUGUGUACUCACUUCCUCAGGCAGUAAAAGGUGUCCAACUCAAACUGUCUUCCCUGACUUUUGAUUGGGAAUCUUUGUCUCGUCGACCACACCACUUUCGACAACUGGUGACUCGCUUGCGAACAUCAAUCUUCUUUCUUCCUAAUCUACGACAAAGUCGGGCGUUAAUCAUGAACAAUUUUCCACCGAAAGUUCAGCAUAUUUUGGCACCUGCCUUCGGCAUUCUUUCGGCCACACAUAUUACACAGAUGGCCGAUCGGCUUAUGGAGAUGCACGGUUUUUCCAUGCCGUUACUUUCAGCACUCUCAACUCCCUCAAAUCCUCCUGCGUCUCCCAUUUCGACGUUCGAAAUCGGGCUCGGCAAGCUGGCCGAUGAUAUAGCUUCUCCCCAGAAGCGGACAGUUUCCCCCUCAUUUCGGAGCCAACCAAAGCUGUCCACAACGCAUGUCCAGUCUUCACAUUCAGCCCGUUCAAACCCCGCUGUCAUCUGUUGGUAUCACACCACCUUUGGUGUUAAAGUCCGUCGAUGCAUGUCUCCCUGCUGCUUCACCUCCAAGCAGAGCAAACGGGUAAAGCCGGUCAGCCCGAAGGUCAGUGCAGCCAAUCUUCCCGACAGCUCUAACCCUGGUCGCAUAUUUUACGUCCGCGACACCCGGAGUGGCAGGCGUUUCUCCGUUGACAAUGGUGCCCAGCUUAGCGUCACUCUACCCACACCAGCCGAUCGUCGGUGCCCCAAUCCCGGUCUUUUCCUACAGGCCGUCAACACCUCGACAAUGGUCACCUGUGGCACCUGCUCCCUCUCUCUGGACAUCGGUCUCCGACGUCUUUUCCCUUGA
Spirometra erinaceieuropaei is the source of this 1035-nucleotide messenger RNA. NCBI's taxonomy places the organism in Eukaryota, Metazoa, Platyhelminthes, Cestoda, Diphyllobothriidea, Diphyllobothriidae. The record is from the annotation of a GenBank genome assembly.